GGUGUUUCAGUCCUGGGAUUACUAUGCUGGACAUAGCGAAAAAAGGUGUUGGGUCUAUUAUUUUAACAUCGGGGACCUUGUCUCCCAUGGAUUCAUUGGCUCAAGAACUAAAACUAGACUUUCCUGUUCGGUUGGAGAAUCCCCACGUUAUAUCCUCAAAUCAGCUAUGGGCUGGAGUUGUAAGUACUGGUCCAUCAGGGUACGUUCUUAAUUCUAGCUACCACAAUCGUGAUGUACCAGAGUACAAACAAGAACUUGGGAAUGCCAUUGUUAACUUUUCCCGAGUCGUGCCUGAAGCACUGCUGAUAUUUUUCCCUUCCUAUUACCUUAUGGACUCUUGCAUUUCAUUUUGGAAAAAUGGGUGUCAAAGAAACUCAAUGACAAUAUGGGAAAGAAUCUGCAAACUCAAGAAACCUGUCAUUGAGCCUAAGGAUUCAUCUCUCUUUCCUGCAGCAAUGCAGGUCAGCAACAGAGGCCUCUGAUCUAUGUUCUUUUGC
Molecule: messenger RNA, 497 nt
Organism: Camelina sativa (false flax)
Lineage: Eukaryota; Viridiplantae; Streptophyta; Magnoliopsida; Brassicales; Brassicaceae
Source: RefSeq, a predicted model, not a curated record